This is a messenger RNA of Erinaceus europaeus (western European hedgehog), 925 nucleotides long. RefSeq names its product NOP16 nucleolar protein (gene NOP16). The record is from RefSeq and is a predicted model, not a curated record. Lineage: Eukaryota; Metazoa; Chordata; Mammalia; Eulipotyphla; Erinaceidae. The transcript is spliced from 5 exons. The coding region runs from base 138 to 674 and encodes 178 amino acids. Gene Ontology annotation, cellular component: nucleolus. Gene Ontology annotation, biological process: ribosomal large subunit biogenesis.
GCUCCGUCUCGGGAGGACUACACUUCCCACAAUUCUGGCGCUUGUCGUGCGCGCAUCGCGGGAAGAAGCGGUUCGCUCCACGUGGUGCGGCGGGAGGAACGCUCGGUCCCUGAGUUGCGGGCGUCCUAGCCGAAGCGAUGCCCAAGGCCAAGGGGAAGACCCGGAGGCAGAAGUUUGGUUACAGUGUGAACCGCAAGCGUCUGAACCGCAAUGCCCGGCGGAAGGCAGCGCCGCGGAUCGAGUGCUCCCACAUCCGACAUGCCUGGGACCACAGCAAGUCGGUGCGGCAGAACCUGGCCGAGAUGGGGCUGGCCAUGGACCCCAACAAGGCGGUGCCGCUGCUCAGGAGAAAGGGGAAGGCCAUGGAGGUGGACAGAGUGGAGCGGCCCAAGGAGCUGGUGCGGAAGCCCUAUGUGCUAAAUGACCUGGAGACAGAGGCCAGCCUGCCAGAAAAGAAAGACAACACACUGUCCCGAGACCUUAUCGACUAUGUGCGCUACAUGGUGGAGAACCACAGGGAGGACUACAAGGCCAUGGCGCGGGAUGAGAAGAACUACUACCAAGACACCCCGAAACAGAUCCGGAAUAAGAUCAAUGUCUAUAAACGCUUCUACCCAGCCGAGUGGCAGACCUUCAUGGAGUCCCUGCAGACGAGUAAGAUGGAGGUGGAGUGACUGGCUUACGCCUGCCCGGGCAGAACCUGCGAGGACUCGAGACUGGGCCUGGCUUCCGGGGCGAGUGCAGCUGCAGGUGAGACCAGAGCUCACGGAAGGCAGGGGCUCCACAUGCGCUCAGCGCUCACACUCCCUCUCCGGGGAAGGAACUGAAAACUGUCCUUUACACUCUGGAAGAAGUGGCCUGUUGGCAGGAUCGGGUGAUUUGUUUCAACAGACUGUGUGCGUAAUAAACAGAGCUGUGUCCUCUG